AUGUCUGUGUGCGGUGCUCUUCUGCUGCCGUCCGACCAUAGCACGCGGACAAAUCUUGAAUGCCAACAGCUUAGUCCCCUGGAGCGUGAAUUCCGGCAACUCGACGAAUGUCGCUCUUGGAGCUUAUUUUAUGAACGCAUACAAAACUUGGCUUCCGUGGAAAGCUGCCAGUUGACCUUGUCUGCUGCGAAUGAGGUUAAAAAUAGAUGGAAAAACAGAUACCGGGACAUUAUCCCCUACGAUGAAACGCGGGUUUUACUGAAGAGUGAAUCAACGGGGGAUUAUAUAAAUGCUAAUUUUGUAAAAGUGAAGGAAGUUCCAUCUCGACGCUAUAUACUCACUCAGGGUCCUCUUCUUCAAACCGCGGGUCACUUUUGGCAAAUGGUUGUGGAACAAAAAUGCCCCGUUAUCAUCAUGUUAAAUCGUUUCACAGAAAAGGGUGCUUUAAAGUGUUUCAAUUACUUUCCCGACCAUGCUGCAACGCUCAACUUUCCUGAUGCAAAUUGUUCGGUCACAUGCGUUUUGGAGGAAAACAAGGGGUUGUACACUUUUCGGACUCUGGAGGUCGUAAAUGUUUUGACCAACCUUACUCACGAAGUUCUACAUUUCCAUUACACCCGAUGGCCCGAUUUUGGAGUUCCCGAGUAUUCCAGUAGUAUGCUGAAUCUUCUUUGGGAUGUUCGCCGAACGGGCGCUCUUGAUGAUCCAGAUCGACCGGGAAUCGUUCACUGCAGCGCUGGGGUUGGUCGUUCUGGCACGUUUGUGCUGAUGGACAUCGCUUUAUCCAUGAUCGAGAAGCAGAAUAGUAUGGAGGGCGUGAAUUUGCCGCAGCUGUUAAUCCAACUGCGUCAAUGCCGAAUGGGCAUCAUUCAGACGGCGCAGCAGCUGCGCUACUGCUAUUUAGCCGUCAUUGAGGGCGGAAAAACUCUUCUCUCCACGCCACCCGGAGAGCGUGCUGCUCUGGUGUUUUCCGAGCACAACCACAUCGCUGCUGACGAGAAUGGCGAAAGUGACAGUGAUGACGAAAUUGGCAGUGAAGAAGAGAAUGUUGAGAGUAACCACGUAGAGGCCACAGAGUUGGACAUUCAGGACGAUGAGCGCAAGAUCCUUAGGCACCUUCGGAUGUGCGCAGCCAAAAGAGGAGUUGCCCUCCACGCCAACUACCUCUGCUCCCUCAAUUCCUCAUCCUCCGCCUCUACGGACGAGGAAGAUGAGGUUGAAAUUAGGGAAUUAUUCAAUCAGAGCUGCCGGAAACCCAAUCGCUAUCACCACUUUUUGAAUCAGAACCACUUCCCACCUCUACCCAUAGAAGUUGAAGAGGUCCAGACCGGUGAAAUUGAAGAGAGCAUUGUGAUGUCUCACAACUCCCUACCAGUCCAAUCCAACGGAAAUAAUCAAUUGGAAGAAGACGCACUUAAUCAACCUUUACCGGUCAUCGUAGUUCCGGGUGUGAAUGCUCCCUCCUCUCUAGCGACGCAGGCUGAGCCUUCAGUCGAAGGCAAGGAGGAAGGAAAGAAAGAGGCAGGAGAAGAGAAGGCGGAAGAACUAGAGAAGUUGGAAUUGAUCCGACAGCUCCGGGAGGCGCGUCUCGCGCGUCAGGCGCAGACACGCGCCCGUCUGGCCGAGAUCACGGCGCGAAUGGCAGAGAAGAACAUGUUACGUCACCGAUGGCUCCCCGAGCGCAUCGCCCAGCCCCUGCGGACCUUCUUUACUCGCACUGGCUUCUUCAGCAACCUCACCGAGGCCGUUCUCUUCGUCCUUGGAAUCCUCUCCUUCCUUGCUGCGGUGUCCCUCGGCCUCUGGCCUAAGACCCAACAUCCACGUGAAUGUUUGGGGCGACAUCACAGCUCCACGUGCGUUUCUCGUGGAUCGAUCGCAUUCACGAUUCCGUUGAGCAUUCCACAGGCACCGAUGAAUCCUUCCUGCAAAUACUUUCCCGCUAGGACGAUUCAUCAAGGUGAUGUAAUGGAGCACAGCCCGGGCUCAUCACUGCUUACCGAGGCCAAGGCAAGCGGGUUCAAUAGAGCAGAAUCCAGGAACGACGUUCAGCGCUGCCGAAUCGGUGAGCUGGCGAGUCAAAUAGAAAAGCAGAAUCGUAGCAAGACAUUGGGAAGACUGCAUGGGCCCGUUGGUGGGCUAUCCCUUCUUGAAGCUCUUCAGCUCAUCAAAGCGCGCAAUCCCACCAUCACCAACCAACUGCCCACUCGUAGCCUCGAGUCCUCUCCCACAAAGGCAAUACACGACGUCUCGCAGACAACGCCGAUGUGGUUUGCUGUGAAACGUCGUCAGCAGGUUUCACGUCUUCCACGGUACGUAGUACGUUCCAGAGGGGAUCCCCUCAUUAAGGUCGAUGCCAAACAAUUUAAAAAGAAUUACAAAGAUGGGGGAGGGAGUGAAACAACAGGAGUUCAGCCUUGCAAACCUACCUAUCGAACAAUCCGACGAGGAAAAUGCAUUCAUGGAAUAACUAUCUACCCCUCUCUGGCCAUGGUAAUUCACCCGCCCCGGAGUAUCGCUCCAUUCGAAUCGGGAGACGAAGACUGCGAUCUCUGUGUUACUGUAUCAAAAAUAGCUGAAAUGACUCAGACAAGCGCCACAGAUUUGACAUCAUCGCCAUUAAUGGGGUCGCUCUCUCACCUCACGCCUAUCCCAGAGACCUUUGAAACCCCAAUACAAACAAGUAGUAAAGACCCGGUGGUCAUGUAUCGGCAGCAGCAGCAUCAACAACAACUUCACCAGGAUUGCUUGAACCUCGUCAAGAGUACAGACACCGCUAGUGGAACCAUGUGUUCGCCACGUGCCGAUACUUCCGCCUCCACAUACAACAGAAGCUCUGUCGAUGCACGCGUUGAAAGCGACGAAACAGUCCCUCUCUCCUCAGCUGCCGCUCCGGGGGCCACAGAGACCCUUCAAGUGACAGUUCCCAGCUGUAAAACCACCUCCGAGGUCACGCCCAGACAGAGUGCCUACAGGGAACCCAGCGACCGUCAGGUGCACAAAAAGGUCCGCCUCGCCAUUCUGGUUCAUCCUACAGCGACUCCAACUACUUGUGUUGGUCAGAAACGUGAUACAGCAACGCAUCAUCAUAGCUCCACAAUUAACUCUCUCAGCGAAUCCCUGACUGAUUGUAGUCAGAGUGUGACGACUCUAUCCUCUGGCAGCGAUAGUCUGAUACCAGAUUUGGAUUCCUGCAUCCUCGACGAUCAGCCCACUGACGUCUCGGAGGCCUAUGACGAUGAUAAGAAUGAAGAAAAAACAUUUAAGAAAAGCUUUAACGUCUUUUGGGAACAGGAAGUGAAGGAAAAGCAGGCUGGGGAAACGGGGGAAGAGGCCGUUCAAAAUACCUUGAUCCACAUUACUCCACUGCCAUGUCUCUCACCGAUCUCUGAGUGCAGCCCUUCGACAGCCGCUUCAGGUUUGUUGGGUCAGAACAAGAGACACAGAAAUGGGGGCCUCUUAUCCAAUGAGGGUGAGUCGCCCGAGGUGGCCAUGAUUGUUAAUUCUCCCUUCCAACCGACCACAACAUCGGCUGAGAGAACAUUAGGAAAUGAAAGCACCCACGAAAUCCGCAGACACUCACCUAGAGCACUCCAAGAGACGCCUAAAAGCGUAUUGAUGUCGGAGCUCUCACACAGCUCACUUGCUCGAUUGUGCUUGGAGCCCCCGAAGCCCGAGGUCGAAGUGACUUCCCCUUACACUCGCACAUCAUGUCUCGAGCAGAUCGAUUCCCUUUCGGAAGGAGUGAGCAACGCGGAGUCGUGCAAAGGGGAGUUGAACAGCAUGAAUGCAACGAGCGAGCCUUUCCAGACCAACUUUAUCCUUGGAAUUGAAGGUGCUGGUUCUCCAUCUACCUUAUCGGAACCCACCAUUCGUGCCCUUCAGGAGCAUGAUAAGGUCGUAGUGGAAGUUUCACAUCUUCCGCCAUCACUACACCAAACUUCCCCUUCACUCUCCCCAGAUCAUCUCCUUUGGAACAAGAGGAAACGUACGGUAAUGGACGAGGAAUCGAAGUCCCUGAAAUGGGUUCUUAAGCGUGCUAACGUCUCCACGACGGAAAUAAACUCCGUGGUCAUGCACGCUGUACCGAAUGUUCUGCAAUGCACUACGCAUCGGCUUCCAGAGAUCAAGGAAGUCGAGGAUAUCACAGUACAUUGCACUAGCAAAAUUCAAUCAGAAUUAUUGCACCCGUACAGUAUCGGGAUAGCAAGAACGCUUACACCAUGA
Molecule: messenger RNA, 4224 nt
Organism: Echinococcus granulosus
Lineage: Eukaryota; Metazoa; Platyhelminthes; Cestoda; Cyclophyllidea; Taeniidae
Product: Tyrosine-protein phosphatase non-receptor type 1
Exons: 14
Coding region: 1-4224 (1407 amino acids)
Biological process (GO): protein dephosphorylation
Molecular function (GO): protein tyrosine phosphatase activity
Source: RefSeq, a predicted model, not a curated record